Auanema sp. JU1783 is the source of this 1632-nucleotide messenger RNA. The record is from the annotation of a GenBank genome assembly. Lineage: Eukaryota; Metazoa; Nematoda; Chromadorea; Rhabditida; Rhabditidae.
AUGGCAACGUGGAAGAGUCCAUACAAGUCUGUACCUGUUUCUAAGAUCUCAUUGGAUCAGAAGCUUAUGACUGCUAUGAUUCAUCAUAUGGAUGUUCAUCCGAAUAAGCCAGCUUUGAUCUGCGGUGAAGAUCCCAACAGUCGUAUUACUUACAAAGAGAUCUAUGUGUACUCACUUGCAGCCGGUACAUUCCUCUCUCAAAGAGGUUUUCGAAAACAUGUGAUGUGUCUGGUUCUUCCAAACUCAUUCGAAUACGUAGUCGGAUAUUUGGCUGCCAACAUGUGUGGUGGAGCUAUAAGUGGAGCAAGUGCCAUGUUUACAGAUUAUGAGCUAGAGAGACAGUUCUUGGAUUCUGGAUGCACUGUCGUGUUAACAGACGAUGCUAAUCUGGCGAAAGUUCGAAGGGCGGUUGAGAAGUGUCCUUUGAUCAAGACUAUCAUUUGUACGCGAAAAGAUAAAAAAGAGCGAUUGCCAUCAAACGUCUUUGAUUAUGAUGAAGUCAUAAGAACUUCACCGUCGACCAUCCCACAAACUGAUCGAAGUGUCGAAGAUGUGGCUAUCCUUCCAUACUCAAGUGGAACAACCGGAUCACCUAAAGGAGUAAUGCUAUCACAUAGGAAUUUUGGAACAAUGAUCGAUGUUGUGAAUACUCACUUCGAGGAGAUUCUCUUGAAGAAGCUUCCUGAGUUCAAUUGGUACAAAGAGCAUGUAAUGCUUAUGUUGCCCUUCUAUCACAUCUAUGGAUUCGGAAAUCUGAACCAAUGUCUGUUGAAUGGUUCGACAGGAGUUGUGUUUUCCAAAUUCGAUCCAAAUCAUUUCUUGCGAGCAAUUCAAAGUUAUAAAGUGAAAAUUCUGAUGCUUGUGCCUCCUAUUGUAUUAUUCCUUGCCAAACAUCCAUUAACUACUCAAUACGAUUUAAGUUCAAUUCAGAUUGUGAUCACAGGUGCAGCUCCAUGCGGAAAGGAGUUAUGCGAAGAAUUUUAUUCAAAAUAUAAGAAUGUCAAAUAUAUGGCACAAGCGUAUGGAAUGACUGAGUGCGGUAUGGCUUCUCAUCUGCCAAUUCUUGAUGACAAGCAGAAUUAUGUGACUGUAGGAUAUGCUGCUUCUAAUUUCGAGCAGAAGAUUAUUGAUCCCGCCACUGGAAAGACUCUCAAUCAAGGAGAGAGGGGCGAAAUAUGUGUACGUGGACCAACUGUCAUGAAAGGGUAUUUGAACCGUAAAGCAGCUACUGAAGAGACAAUUGAUAAAGAGGGUUGGCUCCAUACAGGUGAUAUAGGCUAUGUUGACCAGAAAGGACAAACUUUCAUUGUUGAUCGCUUAAAAGAACUGAUCAAAGUGAAAGGAUUACAAGUCCCUCCAGCUGAAUUGGAAGAUCUCUUGCUAUCGCAUCCAUCAAUCAAAGACGCUGCUGUAAUUGGUAUUCCUGAUGGUAGAACAGGUGAAAAGCCGAAAGCUUUCGUUGUUCGAUCAGAUCCCAGACUAACAGAACGCGAAGUUCAAAAAUUCGUAGAAUCAAAGGUAUCUUCAUACAAGUAUCUUACUGGAGGAGUUGAGUUCAUUGAGGAAAUACCAAAGUCAGCUGCUGGAAAGAUUCUGAGGCGCUUUUUGCGCGACAGAAAGUCGAAAAUUUAA